GCCCAGCCUUAUGUGCUCCAAUGCUCGAACCUUCCUGCAUCUACACGAUGGUUCUUAGUUGUUUCUUCUUACCCAUUCUGACUCAUUCCGAGGUUAUAUAACUUGAGAACCUUCUUCAGCAUGAAGUAAUAUCCUUAUUAUCCCCACCAUCAAGCCCCAGCCAAACUAGACCUCUCUCGGCCACUUGGAAAAUCAUCUACCCCACCUCCAUCAUGGCGUUGAAGGCAAUUGUAUUCCUCUCGCGCAGCCCCCAAGUCACCCCGCAAGAGUUCAAAGACUACUACGAAAACCAUCACAUGCCUCUUGCCAAAGAAAUCGCCGGCAGCUCCUUCCCCACCCUCCACCAGCGCUGGUACCUCGUCCGACACCCCCAGGAUUUAACCUCCACCGAUCCAUCGAACACCAAUUACCUCGCCAAGGUGUAUGCAGGUCAGGUGGACGACUUUCCGUGGGAUGUGUGCGUCGAAAUGAUCUUCGAAGAUAUGCAGCACUGGGGCGCAUUUCAGGCUCAGCUGGCUGAACAGGGGGACCGGAUUGCAGAGGAUGAAAAAAAGUUCAUGAAUCGCAGCAAGGUGUAUGUGGCUGAGAUUGAAGGGCCAUUUGUGUCGACGCCUUGAGGGUUGUAACAGGCGAUUGGUGGGUAAGAGGGCGAGGUGAAUGAAUUUUUUGUUCAAGUGGUGAUUGUGCCGCAUCAAUCUAGUCUUGUGCAUGCUUUGCCCUACCUCUUAGUUUUCACUAUGGAGGGGGGGGGGUUUUUUCCUUUCUUUUCUUUUUUUUUUU
This is a messenger RNA of Aspergillus uvarum CBS 121591, 780 nucleotides long. RefSeq names its product EthD domain-containing protein. The transcript has a single exon. The record is from RefSeq and is a predicted model, not a curated record. Gene Ontology annotation, molecular function: oxidoreductase activity. The coding region runs from base 213 to 617 and encodes 134 amino acids. Lineage: Eukaryota; Fungi; Ascomycota; Eurotiomycetes; Eurotiales; Aspergillaceae.